This is a messenger RNA of Eruca vesicaria subsp. sativa (arugula), 216 nucleotides long. The record is from the annotation of a GenBank genome assembly. Lineage: Eukaryota; Viridiplantae; Streptophyta; Magnoliopsida; Brassicales; Brassicaceae.
AUGAAUAACUUCUCUGGAGUUAUGUACGCUUUGAUAUUGUUCCUUGGUGCCACCAAACGCCCAGUAUUGCCAUUGAGGGAACUGUUUUACAGUGAAAAAGCUGCUGGAAUGUACUCAACCAUUCCUUAUGUAAUCCCUCAGGUAUACAUGGAAAUCAUGUACAACACGAUACGAACGGGAGUUUACACGCUGAUCCCUUACUCAAUGAUUGAAUGA